Puccinia triticina is the source of this 192-nucleotide messenger RNA. RefSeq lists its product as uncharacterized. Bases 1 to 192 code for a protein of 63 amino acids. The record is from RefSeq and is a predicted model, not a curated record. The transcript has 2 exons. NCBI's taxonomy places the organism in Eukaryota, Fungi, Basidiomycota, Pucciniomycetes, Pucciniales, Pucciniaceae.
AUGGCACAAGCAUCCUCCUCGAACACAAAUGUAUUCGGAAACCGGAACACUUCUGAUGACGCAUUCAAUGCUGGGCCUUCAUCUACCAACAUGGCUUCCUUGUCCGCAGGAACAGCAUUGACUGCAAACUAUCUAAGCGGUGAGCCAGUCUAUGCGGCAUACGGAUCAAUUACUUCAAGUAACACUAAAUGA